Messenger RNA from Exophiala viscosa, 1372 nucleotides. Its product is annotated as peroxisomal membrane anchor protein conserved region-domain-containing protein. The coding region runs from base 110 to 1279 and encodes 389 amino acids. Lineage: Eukaryota; Fungi; Ascomycota; Eurotiomycetes; Chaetothyriales; Herpotrichiellaceae. Gene Ontology annotation, cellular component: peroxisomal membrane; peroxisomal importomer complex. The record is from RefSeq and is a predicted model, not a curated record. Gene Ontology annotation, biological process: protein import into peroxisome matrix, docking. Gene Ontology annotation, molecular function: signaling receptor binding. The transcript has a single exon.
GCGCAACCUUCAUCACCUGCUCACAUGCGUCUACACUUUGCGGUCUUGCUCAUCAACAUUUCUCACGACGCCAGCACAAUCUCACGCGAGCACACUCUGACCCUUUGGCAUGGCUCCGGAUUCGAAGAAUAUACCUUCAAUUCCAGUAUGGCAGCGCAAACCAGACGACAAUGCGCAGCAGCCAAUCCUCCCUAGUGGACCUGUGUCCGACACCGAGUCGACCACCUCCACAGACCUCCCUCUACUCGACCAAGCACGCAAGUUCCUUGAAGAUGAGUCGAUACAAGACGCCCCACGAGAACGCAAGGUUGCCUAUCUCGAAACAAAGGGUCUGAACCCUGAACAAAUAGAGCAAUUGCUGGGCUCUGAACCACAAUCCUCCCCAGAUUCGUCUUCAGCAUUGAAGACAGUACACGAUACCACACAAGACACCAAAGUAGAGCCUCAGGAGGCCCCGGCUAGCACAUCGCCCACACCCGCCGGAUCCUCACAACCUCAAACAGCCACCCCCAAACGAGACAUCCCACCCAUCAUCACAUACCCCGAAUUCCUGCUCAAGCCUCAAAAGCCUCCACCACUCGUCACUUUCGAGCGUCUGGUAGACGCAGCCUACGUCUUCGCUGGCGUAUCCGCCCUAACGUACGGAGCGAGCAAGUACAUAGUUCAGCCGAUGCUCGAAACCCUCUCCCAAGCACGGCACGACCUGGCCGAAAGCGCGAUCGCCGACCUCGAGCAACUCAACUCGAAACUCGAAUCCACAGUAUCCCACGUCCCAUACAUAGCAAGUAGCACCAUCCUCCAACGGAAGCCCGACGACGACCUCGAGUCCAUCGACUCAGACCCAACCGAGCUCUUCCACCGGGACAUCGCAACACAAACGUCUCCCGCACACUCGGGCUUGUCGACCCCCGACGAGAACUCAGCACAAAAUCCCACCACCUCCCAGUCCUCACGGCUACGUUCCCUUCACGUAUCGCUGUCCUCCUUAGUAUCCUCCACCAAUACACAUUUCUCGGAAGACCGGCUCAAAGAGCAGGUCACAGAAUUCCAGGGCGUGCUGGACAAGCUUUCGGCAAGCUACAAUCCAUUCCAGCUCGACUAUGGCGGUUCAGCACUCACAAGCUAUACCGACGAUAAGAGUAAGAGCAGGAAGCCCGCGUCGGACAAUGAGACGGCGAAGUUCAGGGCCGAGAUUCGGGCGCUGAAGGGUGCCUUCCUGAGUUCCAGAAACUUCCCGACUGCAAGACCGGUAGCGCCUUAUGCGCAGACUGGUAGAUGAGGAUUGAUUGACGGAUGGUCGACAAGGACUGACCUACAGUCCACGUACAUAUACCCGCUGCAUUGGUAAUCAAGUCUGAUAGCAAGAUAUAAU